Molecule: messenger RNA, 2013 nt
Organism: Aspergillus nomiae NRRL 13137
Lineage: Eukaryota; Fungi; Ascomycota; Eurotiomycetes; Eurotiales; Aspergillaceae
Product: Zn(II)2Cys6 transcription factor
Exons: 8
Coding region: 1-2013 (670 amino acids)
Biological process (GO): positive regulation of transcription by RNA polymerase II
Molecular function (GO): sequence-specific DNA binding; zinc ion binding; DNA-binding transcription factor activity, RNA polymerase II-specific
Source: RefSeq, a predicted model, not a curated record
AUGAUCCACAGUACUGGGGGGAAGCAUGUCCCUCGACUUCCAGCCUGUCAAUCGUGUUAUACAAAGAAGAUAAAAUGCGAUAAUGCGCGACCAAAAUGUAUGCCUUGUGUAAAGAGUGGCCAUGCAUGCUUCACCGUUAGCCUCGGGGGGACUGUUCCGGUUUCAAGAGAGUACAUCUAUGAACUAGAGCAGCAUGUACAAGGCCUCCAGACAGAGAUGACCGUGGUGGAAGGUCAAGAGGUGGACCGAGGAUAUUCUCACUCCACGGCAGCAGUGACAGAGAGCCCAACGCCGACACGACCUGAAAGACAUAAUCAAGCACCGGAACCUUCGAUAGCAAUACAGAGUAAUGAUGUGAUUUCAUCACCCAGUAUCACGGAGGGGGUCGGGAUCAGUUUUAUGAGCUUGCUUUUUGCUGAUGCCAGGUGGCGAGACCAAAAUCUAAAGCUUUUGCAAAAUCUCUCCCAAUCUUCUGGCAUUCUGGAAACUUCGGUGCAGCCGAAUUCUCUUCCUCCUGCGGAGGAAGCAUUGGCAGUGUUCAACAACUACUUGAAUGUAUCCCAUGUGCAGAACCCAUUCCUGCUCCGCCGAGAUGUACAGAGAUUGUACCAUUCCGUCUUUUCAACAGGCCAAACCGGUCCUUCCUCGCAAAUACCGGACCAUCUAACAAAGCACGACGCCUUUCGUACCUUUAUGAUUCUUGCUGUUGGGUCGGUCAUGUUAUAUCGAUCCGGCGCUCAUAAACACCACCCUUACGGCUACUUUCUCACAGCAUUGCAAUAUAUCGAUACGAAUAUCUUGUCAAGGGGGUUGGAUUCUAUUCAGGAUCUAUUAUUCGUCGCGAGGUUCGGCAUCUAUCAUCACAUCGGUACAUCAAUCUGGGAGCUGACCACACUAUUUGCAGCGCCGGGUCUCUGGGAAUGCUACAUGAUCAGUCAGUAUAGCUCAAUCACACUGGAUCGUCCAGCUGCAAUUGCGGAUAGGGAUAUCCAAGUUGGGCUUCCUGCCGAUGCCGAUGAUCAAGAGAUCGAUGCCGCUGAGGCAUCUGGAUCGUUCUCGGAUCUUGACUCUUUCUGCAGAGCCACUACAAGGCCUACUACGAUGGGGAACACCGAAAUGACGGUUGGGCCCCCUAGCAAUGUUGGACAUGCGUGGACAAUGGACUCCAUCACCGCGAGUGGGAGGAUCUAUGCAGAUCUAGAGGAGUUACUGUCGGAGCUCGAGGAAUGGCGGCGAUCGGCUCCCAUGUUCUCUAAUCCACGAGGCUUGUACCACACACAGGAAUGGUAUGAUCUGCUGUUACUGAGGGAAAGACUGCUUCUAGUGCGCAAGGCAAUCGACCUGGUGCCGAAGCGGAACAAUAUCCCCCCAGGCGACCUCCUCUUGAUCUGCCUCGAGUAUGCCGUCGGUACCAUUACGAAGUUCUGCCCUUUGUUUGAGCAAGGGAAGAUUACCUACACUCGGAGUUAUUUCCAAAUGCUGUUCACUGCCGGUCUCUCGGUAAUGCUCUGGGUAUCGGUGGCAAGUAACCAUGACACAGAGACGAUGGUCAAGGCGGCAGACGCGGUAAAACAGAGCGAAAAAGCAUUAAAACAGAUGGGGCGUGAGAUGCCAGAUGCGACUCCUUACGUGUCUGUCUAUGAGGCCUUACAAGUACAUGUAUUAGGGAAGUAUAAUGUCGCGUCUAGGACAACGCAGCAAACGGGAGGAUACCUCGGGCAGACCCAAUCCCAGUACACGGGGAUGGACGGUAUGCUUCAUAAUCAAAACACGACAGGUGAAUAUCAUUCUGUCGAACAAAACCCUUCACAGUUUGGCAGCCACUGGCCGCCCCUACUCAAUGAUUUAGGCACACAUCAGCAGCUGGAUCAUGAACCUUCCACCUACGCUUCUCUUCUUUCACGAGAUCUAUUCGGAGACAACACAUUCUGGAAUGUGGAAGUGGGACUGGGGGAAUAUGCGUAUGGGGAUCCGAUGUUUCUUUUCUCGGGUAUAGCAGAUGACAGCAUAUAA